Molecule: messenger RNA, 1890 nt
Organism: Cutaneotrichosporon cavernicola
Lineage: Eukaryota; Fungi; Basidiomycota; Tremellomycetes; Trichosporonales; Trichosporonaceae
Gene: ATG7
Exons: 10
Coding region: 1-1890 (629 amino acids)
Biological process (GO): C-terminal protein lipidation; autophagy of mitochondrion; protein modification by small protein conjugation
Cellular component (GO): phagophore assembly site; cytoplasm
Molecular function (GO): Atg8 activating enzyme activity; Atg12 activating enzyme activity
Source: RefSeq, a predicted model, not a curated record
AUGACAACGCUACAAUUUCAGCCAUUGCAGUCCCAGCCAACGCCAGAGUUCUGGGCAUCUCUGACUGCCCUCAAGCUCGACAAGCUUGGGCUGGACGACUCCGUUCUGCCCAUCCACGCGAUUGUCGAUGAGGGUCGUCAAAUCUCCACUCCUGGGUCUCACCACCAGACGAAAAACGCCCAGGAUCAUAGCCUGCAGCACUAUGUUCAUGGUGGUGUUCUGCUGUCGGCAACUGCCUUUGAGGAGCUAAAUGUCACGACGGCAAACCAACACUCCAUGGUCUUCAAAGGCGAGUUCAAAAACUUCAACACACUCGAGGAGUUUCGUUCUCCGCAAGCCAAAAAAGCGCUAUUUGACUCGAUGGUGGCGCGAAUGAUCGAGUCGUUUACAACCGAUCAGCCCAUCUUGAACAGCUUCCUCAUGUUUGCAUUUGCCGACCUCAAAAAGUACAGCUAUCACUAUCGCUUUGCAUUCCCGGCGCUGGUCUCCAAACCUGCCUGGCUAGUCGAGGGCGGGUUUAGGCAGGCCGAGAGAAUGGAUGUUGAUGAAGUUCGCGCGCUCGUGGCUCAUGAUUCCGACUUCUCAGUCAAGAAUUUGGAUGCGUUUAUCGUGAAGGGUACUCCAGGGCAGCGUCAACUUGCGCCCAUCACACAAGCCAAAGCUUUCUUUGACGGCAUUCCUGAUAAAGAGAGAAUGGUCGUCUUCCAUGACCCGUCAGCUCUUCCCAACAACCCGGGAUGGCCGUUGCGCAACGCCCUCUACUUCUUACAAGUGCACCAGGGCAUUUCCGCCGUCAACGUCCUCUGUCUCCGUCAAGGCGAAGCCAGUCUCGUGGGAAGCGUGUCGACUGCCGAUUCUGGUGACCCGCACGCCAAGCCACAGGCAGUUGGAUGGGAGCGCGACCAUAACGGGGCCUUGGCGAGCAAACGAGCAGACCUUGGAGCCUCUCUUGACCCAGCUCGUCUCGCCGAGCAGGCCGUCGAUUUAAACCUGAAGCUGAUGCGCUGGCGAAUUAUGCCGGAACUCGAUCUGGACAAGGUGGCAUCAACACGGUGUCUGCUCUUAGGGGCGGGUACACUGGGAUGUUACGUCGCGCGCGCCCUCAUGGGAUGGGGCAUUAGAACAAUCACAUUUGUCGACUCGGCCCGAGUGUCAUUCUCCAACCCUGUGCGACAGCCCCUGUUUCGAUUUGAGGACUGUCUUGAUGGAGGCAAGCCUAAGGCUGCAUGUGCUGCGGGGCGGCUGAGGGAGAUCUUUCCUUCGAUGAAUGCUAUAGGACACUCGUUCACGAUUCCCAUGCCUGGGCACCCAGUUGGUGACAGAGAGACGGCUCAUGAUGCCAAGGACAGUGUAGAGCUCUUGGAGCGUCUCAUCUCUGAGCAUGACGUCGUUUUCCUCCUGAUGGACUCUCGGGAGUCCCGCUGGCUGCCGACGUUGAUCGCCGCGAGCCAGGGCAAACUCGUCAUCAAUGCUGCUCUCGGCUUCGAUAGCUACCUUGUGAUGCGUCACGGUGUUGGGGCGUUCGAGAGCCACUCGAAACGUUUGGGCUGCUAUUUUUGCAACGACAUCGUCGCGCCGGUGGACUCCUUGACGGACCGCACUCUGGAUCAAAUGUGUACAGUCACUCGCCCCGGCAUUGCGCCUAUCGCUGCGGCGUCAGCUGUCGAGUUACUUGCGGCCGUCAUUCAGCAUCCUCUUGGGCGAGGUGCCCCCGCCGAGCGGCCGGGCAAUGUUAUCUCGGAAACUCAACCGGGCUCUCCCCUUGGACCAGUGCCUCAUCAGCUCCGGGGUGCUCUCCGCCAAUGGAACACAUCUAUUGUGGAAGGUUAUGCGUUCGAGCGCUGCACGGCUUGCAGCGAGAAGGUGAGCAGUUCUGAGACUAUGUGCUAA